Messenger RNA from Paraphaeosphaeria sporulosa, 807 nucleotides. RefSeq lists its product as uncharacterized. Lineage: Eukaryota; Fungi; Ascomycota; Dothideomycetes; Pleosporales; Didymosphaeriaceae. Bases 100 to 663 code for a protein of 187 amino acids. The transcript has 2 exons. The record is from RefSeq and is a predicted model, not a curated record.
GGGGAAAGGAGAGAGAUAUAUAAGGAUAGACGUUAGGGCAUCCGAACUGGGCAGUGAAGUGCACAAUGCAGCUAUGAUUGGUGGUGACGGGGGUGUUCCAUGAACAGGGCGGCGACAUUGGCCACGGACCCCCGACUAGGGACUCAGCAUCCAAGGUGCCCGCAAGCCAGGAACAACGCGCGUGCUCCCACUGCAACCGUCCGUGCCACUCAGCACGCCGCCGCUGCGCUGGCCAAAACCGUGGCGUUGAAGAUGCAACACCCCGCUCUUCACACAGCUCGUAUCGCGAAAACGCGGAUGCCACAGUCACGCCGACGGCCGGCGCGUGGACAUCUCGCAACCACCAGCUCUACGCUGCUAUCGAAGUCCAUGUUGACCUCCUCGAUUCGGCUUCGUCCCGCCCGGCGGCAGAUCACCCCGUCUGAUACCCUGGCGUUAGUGCGAGACUUUGGCACUAAGACAAACGGCUGUCACCUUGGAGCCCAUGUUUUGUGCAACCUCGCAUCUCGCAAAGGCGCCGCUGGGCCCACACCCAAGCAGCAGCUGCAGGGAGCCAUGAUGGCGAAAAUUGCCUUUGAGACUUCGAGGAAUGGUGCCGUGUGGGGAUUCCGGUCUUGGGGACGUUACGGUCCUCUCUCCGCCGACGGAGUGGAAGCUAGCUAGCUGUGACGUUCGUGCAGCAACUUGCAUUCUGCUGACGCUCUGCAAUGCUCCCUUCCGUGGUGUUAUUUGCUCCCAGUGCUACAUAACGCACGGGAUCACCCUGGCUACAUGCAGGCGCAGAGUGAGAUGGGAUAGAGAUCGCUG